Stylophora pistillata is the source of this 852-nucleotide messenger RNA. RefSeq lists its product as uncharacterized. The record is from RefSeq and is a predicted model, not a curated record. NCBI's taxonomy places the organism in Eukaryota, Metazoa, Cnidaria, Anthozoa, Scleractinia, Pocilloporidae.
AUGUCGGACAUCGAAGCGAUGUUCCACCAAGUACGAGUAAGGCCAGAUGACAGCGACGCAUUGCGGUUCCUCUGGUGGCCGAAUGGGGAUCUUACGUUGCAGCCUCAAGAAUACAAGAUGAAAGUACACCUGUUUGGAGGAGUGUCCUCACCAAGCUGCGCAAAUUUCGCACUCCAGAAAACGGCGGACGAUAAUCAAAAGGAAUUUUCACCAGAGACGAUCGACACUGUGAAGCUUAAUUUUUACGUGGAUGACUGUCUGAAAUCAGUCGGAUCCGAAGAAGGCGCUAUUUCCCUUGCGAAAUACCUGACAAGUCUCCUGAAAAGAGGUGGCUUUCGCCUAACAAAAUGGCUUUCUAACUCCCACAAGGUGAUCGGAUCAAUGCCGGAGUCAGAGCAAGCAAAGUCAGUUAAAGAUCUGGACUUCGAUCAGUCCCUCAUUGAACGAGCGCUGGGCGUCAAAUGGCAUGUGGCAUCAGAUACCUUUCGUUUCAGCAUUCUCGUUAAAGACAGACCCCCUACCAGAAGAGGGAUUCUCUCCGUAGUUAGCUCUGUCUACGACCCGCUUGGAUUCGUGGCACCCUUUGUCCUUCAGGUCAAGAUCUUACUGCAAGACCUUUGCCGGAAAAACCUUGAUUGGGACGACCGGAUUCCUGAAAAGGACUUGCAGCGAUGGACGAGCUGGCUCGAGGAGCUACCGAAACUAGAGCAAUUCUCAGUCGAAAGGUGCUUCAAGCCAUCAGACUUCGUCGACAUUGUCUCCUGCCAGUUACAUCAUUUCUCUGACGUCUCACAGGUCGCAUAUGGCUCUGUUUCCUACUUGAGACUCGUAGACUCUCAAGGCCAGAUCUGA